Orbilia oligospora ATCC 24927 is the source of this 381-nucleotide messenger RNA. RefSeq lists its product as uncharacterized. The transcript is spliced from 4 exons. The record is from RefSeq and is a predicted model, not a curated record. Gene Ontology annotation, biological process: protein folding. The coding region runs from base 1 to 381 and encodes 126 amino acids. Gene Ontology annotation, molecular function: protein folding chaperone. Lineage: Eukaryota; Fungi; Ascomycota; Orbiliomycetes; Orbiliales; Orbiliaceae. Gene Ontology annotation, cellular component: cytoplasm; prefoldin complex.
AUGUCGUCGGCAUCGGCGUCGCAACCAUCGGGUGCGCAGGCCGCACAGCAAAGAAAACAAGCUGAGCUACAGAACACCUAUUCGAACUACAAAUCGACGUUACAGCAGCUCGCGCAGAAGAUCGGCGAUGUUGAGACGGAUGCUGAGGAGCAUAAGCUCGUUUUGGAAUCUCUCACACCGGUACCAGCGGAUAGGAAAUGCUUCCGAAUGAUUAAUGGGGUUUUGGUGGAGAGGACGGUUGGAGAUGUUCGUCCUUCGUUAGAGACGAAUGCUGAAGGGCUGAAGAAAGUUCUUGAUGGAUUGGUCAAGGAAUAUAAGAGGGUUCAGGAUGAGAUGGAUUCUUGGAAGACAAAGAACAAUGUACAGGUCGUCCAACAAUAA